GAACUGACGUAGACUAUACCUGUAAGAAAUUAAGAAAUGGGUCAAACAACGUCCUCACCAAAAUCUCUCGAGUCACCUUCAAGUUGUCCCAUCCAACACCAAACACUUGCCGCUUCAGGUUGCCCGAUCCAGCAUGACUCCUCAUCCAAACCACAAUGCCCCAUCGACCACACCGCUACGGGGCUCAACCCACUCAACCAAAUGCCCACCCUCUCCCAAUCGCCCGCCCCACACCAGUCGCUAGAGUUGCCGACGCAGCGCACCGAGUCGUCCAUCCCGCGUGACCCAGCUGCGAAGUGGGAGUACCCGUCGCCACAGCAAUUCUACAAUGCACUGGUGCGCAAGGGAUGGGAGACGCCCGAGGAGCAUGUGGAGACGAUGGUGGAUAUACAUAAUUUUUUGAACGAGCAGGCAUGGCAGGAGGUUCUCAAGUGGGAGAAGAGGACGGGAGCUGAGGAAGAACCCCACCUUGCGCGCUUCAAGGGACGACCAGGGGAGAUAUCACCAAAAGCACGGUUCUGGCUAUUUGCUGGCUGGCUUCUCCCGUCACGAUUCAAUGCUGAACCGCCAUUCGAUCGUCAUGACUGGGUGGUUCGCCGUCCAAAAACCGGGGAAGAGGUUCGUUAUGUGAUCGACUACUAUUCCGCACCAACCCAGUCAGAUGGCGCGCCCGUGUUUUCACUGGAUGUACGACCUGCGCUGGACAGCUUUGGUAGCGUAAAAGAGCGUAUAUCGGUAGCUACGGAGGAGGCAUGGUCUACGUUCCGCGAGACAAACAAUUCGCGGCCAAUAGGACGUGAUUCGUAGACGACAUGCACUAGGAUAUUGAGUAUUAUAUAGACAGCAUAGCUACUUAAUUACACCGCUCAGCCAUUAUUGAAUGCACUUGCCAUUGAUGAUUUUCAUCCGUUCGGCAAGAGAGGGUUGUAUAUC
Molecule: messenger RNA, 933 nt
Organism: Serpula lacrymans var. lacrymans S7.9
Lineage: Eukaryota; Fungi; Basidiomycota; Agaricomycetes; Boletales; Serpulaceae
Exons: 3
Coding region: 37-807 (256 amino acids)
Biological process (GO): cytochrome c-heme linkage
Cellular component (GO): mitochondrion
Molecular function (GO): holocytochrome-c synthase activity
Source: RefSeq, a predicted model, not a curated record